Messenger RNA from Medicago truncatula (barrel medic), 1816 nucleotides. Its product is annotated as protein DETOXIFICATION 16. The record is from RefSeq and is a predicted model, not a curated record. Gene Ontology annotation, cellular component: membrane. Gene Ontology annotation, biological process: xenobiotic detoxification by transmembrane export across the plasma membrane. The coding region runs from base 175 to 1590 and encodes 471 amino acids. The transcript has 8 exons. NCBI's taxonomy places the organism in Eukaryota, Viridiplantae, Streptophyta, Magnoliopsida, Fabales, Fabaceae. Gene Ontology annotation, molecular function: xenobiotic transmembrane transporter activity; antiporter activity.
AGGACCCAAAAUAUUUCCCAAAAAUCUCUUAUAAUAAUAAGAAUUGAAGAUAGUACUUUGGUGUAAUUAAUAGUGACACAUUCAAAGAGGGUCUUUACGGGAAGUUGACAUCAUUUUGGUCAAGGCUUGUGUUUUUGUCUUGGAAACUUGAGAGAGAGAAAAAGAGAGGGCACAAUGAAAAUAGGGAGAAGGGAGAUUAUUGAAGAAUCAAAGAAGCAGCUAUGGCUAGCAGGGCCAUUGAUAUUUGUGUGUGUGUUUCAAAACAGCUUACAAAUUAUAUCUCUCAUGUUUGUUGGACGUUUAGAUGAGUUGCUUCUUGCUGGUGCUUCUUUGGCUAUUUCAUUUGUCAAUGUUACUGGCUUCAAUGUAUUGAUGGGUAUGUCAAGUGCAUUAGACACAUUUUGUGGGCAAGCAUAUGGAGCACAACAAUAUCAUAUGGUUGGAAUAUAUACACAAAGAGCAAUGUUGGCAACCACCCUUGUUAGUAUACCUUUAUCAUUUAUUUUGGCAUACUUAAAACCGAUUUUGAUAAUUUUACGUCAAGACAAAACUAUUGCAGCACAAGCUCAACUAUUUGCUCGUUACUCAAUUCCAAGCCUUUCAGCCAAUGCCCUUCUUAGGUGCCUUGUUAAAUUCCUACAAACACAAAAUAUAAUUUUUCCAAUGGUGCUUGCUAAUGGAGUCACUAGCUUGAUACAUGUUUUUCUAUGUUGGGCUUUGGUUAUAAAAUUUGGAUUUGGUAUUAAAGGAGCUGCUAUUGCAAUCUGUAUCUCAAAUUGGCUUAAUGUGGCAAUGUUGGCAAUUUACAUGAAGUUCUCAUCUUCAUGUAAAAAGACUUGGGUUGGUUUGUCAAUGGAAUCCUUGCACAACAUCCCUCAAUUUCUCAAACUCGCAUUUCCUUCGGCAGUCAUGGUUUGCUUAGAAUCAUGGACAUUUCAAAUAAUGGUGCUCCUGUCUGGUGCUCUUCCCAAUCCACAGUUGCAAACUUCAGUCCUUUCUAUAUGUGUUAAUAUAUCCGGUAUGCUUUGGAUGGUACCGUUUGGAAUUAGUGUUUCUGCAAGUACAAGAAUCUCAAAUGAACUAGGAGCUGGAUGUCCAAAUGCUGCUUAUUUAGCUGUAAUAGUAACCUUAUUCAUGUCAUUUGCUUGUGGAGUUCUAGAGUUUGCUUUCAUUAUGUCACUAUGGAAAGUUUGGGGAAAGGCUUUUAGCCAUGUGCAUGAAGUAGUCACAUAUGUGAAUUCAAUGACACCGGUUGUUGCAAUAUCUGCCUUUGUAGAUUCAUUUCAAACUCCACUCCAAGGUGUUGCUAGAGGAUGUGGUUGGCAGAAGCUUGGUGCAUUUGUUAAUUUAGGAGCUUAUUAUCUUGUUGGCAUUCCCAUUUCUGUUGUAUUUGCUUUUGUCUUCCACAUGAAGGGACAGGGGCUAUAUUUAGGACUUGUGAUAGCACUUGUUGUGCAAGUGGUGUGUUAUCUUCUUGUCACCUUGUGCACCAAUUGGGAAAAAGAAGCAAAGAAGGCUGCAAUAAGAGUACGAGGCAAUGGAGUCCAAGUUAAUGCACAUCCACAUGACCAAAAUGUUUCUGCUCCGUAGUUUAAAUCCCUCCAUUAGAAUUUUAUGUGGAAAGUGGAAACAAAACUCAGCUAAAUAAUAAGUACUCCAUAGUAUAUAAUCCACCAAUACAGUACUUGGUGAUGAAACUCUGUAAUCUUUGACCUAGAAUUUCAAUGAGUGGUGCAUUUAAUAAAGUAUAAUAAUCGAAACUUUGUAUUAUAUUGGAUAAAUUGAAUAGUUAUGAUUGAAAUAUUUUAAAAAGUUA